AGAGAGAGAGAGAGAGAGGGAAAGCUGGAGAGCUCUGCGGUAGCAGUCAGCGCAAGAACCAAAGCAGAGAAAGACUGGAAAAAAGAAGGUAGAUUGAGAAAGAAACAGUGAAAUUAGGAGCUAAGAUAUAAAAAGAAGAAAAAGAGAGAAGUCUUGAAAUUCAAUUCAGAGCAGGACAGAAGAGGCUGAGAGAGAAAGGAAAUAAAAGACAGACUCAUGAAUUAAAAGAAGUCUUGGACUUCACAUUGGAGACACAUGUCCAUGCGUGGACUGUUGCUGCUGCUGUGAUCUGUCAUUCCUCCUCACAGCGUGUUUGUGUGUGCUCUAGAGAGACUGAGGAGGGUGUGUGUGUGAGCCUGUCGUUCCUCUGGAGUCUACGGGACCAUGGCACCUGUCAGGAACGGAUGAACUUGAGGCUUAAAGGACUCGUGGGGGAAAAAGAACGAGAAAAAAGCUGAAGGAGUGAAAGCUUUCAGCGUAGAGAGGAAAAUCUACAUCCACGGCAUCACUGUAACAACACACAGAACGCCUGAGAGCCGUCACUGCAACAGCUGCCACGAAAACCAGCAUCCCAUUCAACCAUCUGUGUGGCAGCUGUCUGCGGUUUAUAGCUGAUAAGAAAUACCGGUCUUCCUCAGAAGAUGAUGACGAUGGUGAUGAUGAUGAUGUACAGCUCGCUGGUCCUGCUCGGGCUGAUUGGUAUCAGUGCUUCAUCCAGCGGAGGUUCAUCUUCCUCACCCCGGAUGAAGCUGUCUUAUAAAGAUCUCCAGCAGUUUAACGGCAUUAAGCGGUUUGACUUGGAGCGUUCGUGUUGUUUCGGAGCUCUCUUAUUGGACGAGGAGAGGGGCCGGCUGUUUGUUGGAGCUCGCAACUUUCUGUUAUCUCUCAGUCUCGACAACAUCAGCAAACAGGAACAGAAGAUCUACUGGCCAGCGCCUGUUGAUUGGAGAGAAGAGUGCAACUGGGCCGGGAAAGACAUCAAUACGGACUGCGUUAACUAUGUGAAAGUGCUACACCACUACAAUCGGACUCACCUGUAUGCCUGUGGGACAGGGGCUUUCCACCCCACCUGUGCUUAUGUGGAAGUGGGACAGAAGAUAGAGGAUCAUGUGUUUAGAAUCGACCCCUCCAUGGUAGAAGAUGGGAAAGGAAGGAGUCCAUACGACCCACGCCACACAUCAGCGUCUGUUCUCAUUGGUGAUGAGCUUUAUGCAGGCGUAGCCACUGAUUUGAUGGGACGGGACUUUACAAUCUUUCGCAGCAUGGGACAAAGGCCCUCCAUAAGAACAGAACAGCAUGAUUCUCGCUGGCUUAAUGAGCCCAAGUUUAUUGCGGCGUUUGGAGUUCCAGAGAGUGAGAAUCCUGACGAUGAUAAAGUCUUCUUCUUCUUCAGAGAAACUGCUGUAGAAGCUCAGGGAUUUGGGAAGGUUACAUAUUCCCGGAUUGGUCAGCUCUGCAGGAAUGACAUGGGAGGACAGCGCAGUCUAGUAAAUAAGUGGACGACAUUUCUAAAGGCUCGUCUUGUGUGUUCUGUACCAGGCAAUGAUGGCACUGAAACUCAUUUUGAUGAACUUAGGGAUGUGUUCCUGCUGCAGACCCGUGACCGAAAGAACCCGCUGAUCUACACUGUUUUUACCACCUCAAGUAGUGUAUUUCAAGGUUCUGCCGUUUGUCUCUAUACGAUGAAUGACAUUCGCCGGGCAUUUUUAGGACCUUUUGCCCAUAAAGAAGGACCCAAUUACCAGUGGGUUCCAUUUCAGGGGAAAGUGCCUUACCCACGGCCAGGCAUGUGUCCCAGUAAAACAUUUGGGAGUUUUGAGUCAACUAAAGGCUUCCCUGAUAACGUAAUCCAGUUUGCAAGGCACCAUCCAUUAAUGUUUAAUCCAGUCACUCCACUGGGAGGCCGGCCGUUGUUCCUGCGAACUGGAAUACCAUACACCUUCACUCAGAUUACUGUAGACCGCGUCAAUGCAGCUGAUGGACACUACGAUGUAAUGUUCAUCGGGACAGAUGUCGGCUCAGUCCUGAAGGUGAUCUCUGUGCCCAAAGGAAGCUGGAGUAACACAGAGCUUCUGCUAGAAGAGCUUCAGGUCUUUAAGGAUUCUUCAUCUAUAAUCAGUAUGCAGAUUUCCUCUAAACGGCAACAGCUGUACGUUGGCGCAGACACAGGUGUUGUCCAGGUGCCUCUGCACCGCUGCAGUAUGUACGGUAAAGCUUGUGCCGAGUGCUGCCUGGCUCGAGAUCCGUACUGCGCCUGGGACGGACACACCUGCACACGCUACCUGCCAAACACAAAACGGAGGUUCCGGCGUCAGGAUGUGAGGAAUGGAGAUCCUAAUGCACUCUGCUCAGGAGACCAUCAGAAGCAGCGUGUCCUGGAGAAGAGGCUGUAUGCUGUGGAUGGAAGCAGCUCCUUCCUGGAAUGCAUCCCGAAAUCACUACAGGCCCAGAUUACAUGGACCUAUCAGAGGCACCCGGAAAACCCACGGGAGGAGGUUCGUCUAGAUGACCGUGUUUUGCAGACCGAGCGAGGCCUGUUGCUAAGGCGCGCCGUGCGUAGAGACGGCGGCGUGUAUCAGUGUCACGCGAUGGAACAUGGAUUCACCCAAACCCUCCUCGCGAUCACGCUUGAGAUUUUGCCUUCGGCCGGCUCCUCCCCUUCAGCACCUAUCCCUCGCAGUCCCGCCCACUCCCACGCCAAUCACGGGCAGUCCACCAAUCAAAAACUGUGGUACAGGGACUUCAUGCAGUUGGUGGACCACCCAAAUUUAAACACGGUCGACCAGAUCUGUGAGCAAGUUUGGUCACGCAAGCACAGCCUAUCAGGGAAGGGCGCUCCGGAUCCAGCUAAUGAGGCGCCGGUUCAUGACCCGCUGCACUCUAAAAAGUGGAAGCAUAUAAAAGAAGUCAGGAAAGGGCGAAAUCGCAGAACGCAUGAUGGGAGACCCGCCCCCAGAGCGCCGAGGAGCGCGGGAGAGUAGCGAGGGAUGAGAGACGGAGGAAAAAAAGAGACUGAGAGACAGAAAGAAAGAGCAAAAACCACUGGAGGUGGACAGAUUCUCACACAGCAUCUCAUUCAGUGACUGUUUAUCGCCUGUUCUGCUUCUUAUUACCCCUGUGAUGACACUUCACUGCCUGUUAUCAGUCUCUAUAUACUCUAUUGUCCUCAUCUCCAGUCUGAAGACUCAAUCUAGUGCCCCCACGACCCCAAUCCCGCUCCCGCCAGCAUCUAUUACUCCUGAUGCUUAUCCAGAAACCCACACUCCAUCCAUCUGAAUACUAACACAAACUCAAGAGGUCCUAAAGUUCAAAAAAUCCUUAUGAAUUGUAACAGGAAAAGCUUUGAUCGGAAAUGAAAGACACAAAGACGUGCAUGCGCUGAGUAAAACACAGGCUCUUGCGGACACACAUUGAGUAAAUCAGUGCAUACUCUUUUUUUUUGUUUUCAUCUGGGUGUUUGUGCAACAUGUGUUCUUAGAUUAGAUUCUUCUCUAACUUUGGCCCUGAAACAGAGAUCUCACAGACCCUUGACUCACCAGCACCAUAUGAACAUCAUCACUCUUCUUUCACUGCUAGAAGACUUAAAACAAAACAUUUCGAGCAAACAAAAGAUAAAAAAAGGAGAAAAACUGUACAUUUGUGAAGGUUGAAGCUACUGUAAGUAUUUUUUUUUUCAUGUGACAGUGAUUAUAUACCUUUGUAAAUGUAAAGGGUCUGGUGAGCUUUACAUUUCUGGCAGUUCUGUAAAGCAGCAUAGGUGAAUUAUUUGGAGUUAGAGAGUUAUGUUUCAGACGUUCUGAUUAUGUGUUGUAUAAGACUGAGAUGGACACAGCAUCAAUGUACAGGGGCAUUAUGGGUAGUAGUAUGGUCUGAGACCAGGUGAGGAAAAACUAUUUUAGACACUUUUAGGUCUAAAUUUACAACUAACCUUUUGAAAUAAUAAUAAUAAAAAGUCAGAAUAGUUAUGUAUAUGUGUCUGUGUACGAAAGAUUUAAAUGCUUUUUAUACAGCUCUAGCAUAUAUAUAUUCACUUUUUUUUUAAGUGAUCUGCAAGCAUAAUAUACUGUAAUAGCACAGCUAUGUAUUAUGCAUGCUAGAUAAUGGGUUAAAUCAGGAAACACAGAUCAGAGGCCUUCUCUAAAGACAAGAAACAAGAAAAGAUACCCAAGAAAAAUGCCUUUAGCUCUCGCUCUGACAUUUCAGAUGAAUAUUUAAUUUAACACAUUCAGUCUAGCCAAUGGUCCAUUUAUUUUUCAUUGACUCUUUCUGGCUUUUGAAAAUAGCAGUGUUGAAUUUGUCAGUAAAUGCAUGUUUACAAACGCUCGAUGCCAACUUUUUCUUUCUUUCUUUUUUAUUGCGUUGCAAAAGCGGUAUGGGAGGGAGUCAGACAUAUUCUCUAAAUUUACCUCGGUAUUUUUUUUUCUGCACAAAAUACCAUAGUUAGGCUACUGUAGUCAUAGUCGCUAAUCGCGGUAGCAUUAUUUUCAAUAUCAUUAUACAAAAAAAAGAAGAAGAAGAAGAAGAAACCGGAAGUGUGCUGGUCAGCAGCAAGGUA
Messenger RNA from Puntigrus tetrazona (Sumatra barb), 4555 nucleotides. RefSeq names its product sema domain, immunoglobulin domain (Ig), short basic domain, secreted, (semaphorin) 3B (gene sema3b). Gene Ontology annotation, molecular function: semaphorin receptor binding; chemorepellent activity. The transcript is spliced from 18 exons. The coding region runs from base 642 to 2981 and encodes 779 amino acids. NCBI's taxonomy places the organism in Eukaryota, Metazoa, Chordata, Actinopteri, Cypriniformes, Cyprinidae. The record is from RefSeq and is a predicted model, not a curated record. Gene Ontology annotation, biological process: negative chemotaxis; neural crest cell migration; positive regulation of cell migration.